AUGCUCAUCUCUGCUAGAAGGUUGAAACGGUGCCAAUUCCUGCAGAUACUUACAACAUGCUUUGUUUUGUCCCUGAUGCUUAUGUGGGUUCAGGAUGAUAACGAUUUCGUGAAUCAUAUAAAAUCGUAUUCCUACAGAUACCUCAUAAAUAGCUAUGAUUUUAUAAACGAGAGCUUGUCAAUUACUCAUGGCAAUUCUGAUGGAACAAGAAACUACAAAUAUUUGAUGACUAACCAAGAUAAGUGCCAAAAUGAAGAUGUGCUUCUUCUACUGUUUGUAAAGACUUCCCCUGAAAAUCGGAAACGUCGUGAUGCAAUUAGAAGAACCUGGGGUAAUGAGUUGUACAUCCGAUCGCAACAUGCAGCUAAUAUAAAGGUUGUGUUUGCCCUGGGCAUUGACAGUGACCCAGUCAAAAGUAGGAUUGUCCAGAGGGAGCUGGUCGCUGAAAAUACCAGAUACAAUGAUCUAAUUCAACAAGAUUUCCUUGAUACUUUCCACAACCUUACUCUGAAGUUACUAUUACAGUUUGGGUGGGUGAACUCUUACUGUUCCAAUGCCAAAUUUGUUAUGUCUGCCGACGAUGACAUCUUUAUCCAUACCCCUAAUCUAGUCUCCUACUUGAAAAUGUUGGAUCUGAUUGGGGUGCAAGACUUUUGGAUAGGCAGGGUUCACCGUGGAUCCCCACCCAUACGGCACAAAAAGAGCAAGUAUUAUGUCUCGUAUGAAAUGUAUCCGUGGGCCUCUUAUCCUGAUUACACUGCUGGGGCUGCAUAUGUAGUGUCCAGAGAUGUGGCUGCAAAAGUAUAUGAAGCAUCACAAACAUUAAGUACGAAUUUAUACAUAGAUGAUGUUUUCAUGGGUAUCUGUGCUAAUAAAGUGGGUGUUGUGCCUCAAUAUCACGUAUUUUUCUCAGGAGAAGGAAAAGCCCCUUAUCACCCAUGCAUCUACAGCAAAAUGAUCACAUCCCAUGGACACUUGGAUGACAUUGAUUAUCUGUGGAGACAAGCUACAGACCCCAAAGUAUACUCUCUAACAUCCGGGUUUUUGGGAGACAUGUAUUGCAAAUUUGUUAAAAUAAUGCUUCUCUGCAGGAUUCAUUAUGUGGAAACCUAUCCAUGUUCAGCUGCGUGGUCCUAGUACUUGAAUUAAUAAAUAUUUUUGAUUAGACAUUUUUUCCGGUACUCUAUAUUAAACAGAGUAACUCCUGUUGUUGAUGUAGCAUUUAAAUUGAAUGCUGGAAAAUUUUUAACUUUUUAAAAGUGAAAAAAUCCUUGGUGUAGUAACACGUUAAACAUUAUUCAGUCAAAAUUAGACUAAAUGGCAUAUUUUGCUAAAAUAUUGGAAGCUGUGGUU
Molecule: messenger RNA, 1353 nt
Organism: Spea bombifrons (plains spadefoot toad)
Lineage: Eukaryota; Metazoa; Chordata; Amphibia; Anura; Pelobatidae
Gene: B3GNT5
Product: UDP-GlcNAc:betaGal beta-1,3-N-acetylglucosaminyltransferase 5
Exons: 1
Coding region: 1-1137 (378 amino acids)
Biological process (GO): brain development
Cellular component (GO): membrane
Source: RefSeq, a predicted model, not a curated record